Molecule: messenger RNA, 909 nt
Organism: Cannabis sativa
Lineage: Eukaryota; Viridiplantae; Streptophyta; Magnoliopsida; Rosales; Cannabaceae
Product: disease resistance protein Roq1
Exons: 2
Coding region: 195-794 (199 amino acids)
Biological process (GO): signal transduction
Source: RefSeq, a predicted model, not a curated record
AGAAGCACUCAGCUCAUAGAGCAUAAAGGUCAAAUAACAUUUCGUGUGAAUAAAGCAAGAGAGUUUAAUAAUUUUCGUUUAUUGCAAAGUUUCAAUUUUUAGUAUCUGUGAUCUCUCUAUUUAUAUAUCUUCAUUUUAAUCGGUAUCUCACUAUUAACUAUUGAAUACUUUUCACAUACAGAUACAUAUACAUCAUGGGUUCUUGUUUCUCAAGCUCAAGGUGUGAUGUGUUUAUCAGUUUCAGAGGUGAGGACACUCGAAAUGGUUUUACUAGUCAUCUUUACCAUGCUUUAAGAGCAAAGAAAAUCAGUACCUACAUGGAUGAUAAAUUGAAGAAAGGAAAUGAAAUUUCGCCAACACUAAAGAAAGCCAUCAAAACAGCAAAGCUUUCUGUAAUUGUUUUCUCUGAAAACUAUGCCUCUUCGUCUUGGUGUUUGGAUGAACUCGUUCAGAUACUCGAGCGCAAGGACAAGAAGAAACAGAUUGUUGUGCCUAUUUUUUAUGGUGUAGAUCCAUCUGAUAUCAGGAAACAAAAAGGGAGUUAUACAAUUACAUCAAAACGCUUUGAGGGUAGAAAACGCAAAGAUCUUGAUAAAUGGAGGAAGGCCUUGAACAAAGCUGCUAGUUUAUCAGGAUGGGACUCACUGAGUAUUAGGCCGGAAUCAAAAUUUGUAGAGGAAAUCGUCAAAGAUGUUAAGAAGAAGUUGAAAGUUCUUGAGGAAGAGGAAGCUGCAAUCAUGGCGACAGCGUCUGUGAUUGCCUCAACCACUUAUGUUGGAGCAUCCGCAUGUUGAGAAUAUGUACAUACCAAUUAUUGUUGUUUUAAAUUUUUAAUUUAUGUAUGUUUUUGUGUGUAAAUACUUUUUGCUCAAGAGCCAAUUGAUAAUAAAAAAGACAACAAUUAUGCUA